GUACUCACAGCAAUGUGUAUAAGGCAGAGAUUUAUCGACUUAAAAACGGUAGCUUCGAAGAAAGUUAGAUUUGAUUAUUUGGAAGCAUAAAGUGUUAAGUUCAUGGCGAGAGAGUCUAUGGAGCAUGAUCUCCUUGGCGGUCCUGAAACUCAAGGAGUAGUUGAUGUUCAAGUCUUCAUCAAAUCACAUCUAAUGAAAAUGCAGUUGGUAUUCUUAGGUACCGAGUGCAGUAUUUCUGUUUCGGAUGGUUCAGGCAUUGGCUGGGUUUGUGGCUUUUGAUGGAGAAAUAACUAAGCUAACAAAUGCACAUGCUUCACAGGAUGCACAACUAAUGGACCCUGAUAUGGUGGACCCCGAGAAAAUAUCCCUGCCACAGUGCUUGAAGGAUUUGGUUGGCUGCACUUUCACUUUCCAGUUGAAGCUUUCCGCAUUCAAAUUCUCACCAGAGAAUCAGUCCUUCACCAAAUCAAGAAUCUUUAACCGGCCAGUCUUAGAACUUUCUGAACAUGUGUUUCAAAUUAUAGUUCUGUUGUUUGUAGCUGGAGCAGUUGCAUCUAAGCCCUCCAAUACUGUAUGUCACCAAGGUCUCCCCUGCAACCAAAGCUUUGCUGACCAAGCUACAGCAGCUAGCAGUGUUGUCUACGAUGAACAUGUGGUUGGUGGAACCGUGGAAGCACAGAUGAGUGAGCAGGACUUGAGGACAGUGUGCAGACCAUGAAAAAGGCUCGCAAUGCAUAGCUUAGGGAGUAGCCAAGACCAAUGCCCUACUACUUCUUACCUCAGGAGUUGAUAUUUUUCUAAGCUUGAAUUAAUAGAUGAUGAACUCCUUUUGUUUUUGUGUCUUAUUAUUUCCUAGGCUUGGUCAGUAAUGAACCCUAAUGGCCUCAAAUAUAAUUUUAAUGCAAACAGUUAAGAAAGCUUCUCAUAA
This is a messenger RNA of Eruca vesicaria subsp. sativa (arugula), 928 nucleotides long. The record is from the annotation of a GenBank genome assembly. NCBI's taxonomy places the organism in Eukaryota, Viridiplantae, Streptophyta, Magnoliopsida, Brassicales, Brassicaceae.